Frankliniella occidentalis (western flower thrips) is the source of this 1819-nucleotide messenger RNA. It is a transcript of the gene sage, whose product is annotated as protein enabled homolog. The coding region runs from base 106 to 1269 and encodes 387 amino acids. The record is from RefSeq and is a predicted model, not a curated record. The transcript has 7 exons. Lineage: Eukaryota; Metazoa; Arthropoda; Insecta; Thysanoptera; Thripidae. Gene Ontology annotation, biological process: developmental process; regulation of transcription by RNA polymerase II. Gene Ontology annotation, molecular function: protein dimerization activity; RNA polymerase II transcription regulatory region sequence-specific DNA binding; DNA-binding transcription factor activity, RNA polymerase II-specific.
GGAGGGGGAGGGGCGGCGGCGCAGGGAUAUUGUAACAGGUUGGUGACGGAUUGAACGCGGCGAUGCGGCCCGCUGGCUCAGUGGCGGCGCCGCCAGCCCGAGGACAUGUCGAGCACUUGCCUGCCGUCGCCUGGAGCCGCGUCGGGGAGGCUGGCGGACCAGGAGGCCCCCAGCAACAGCCCGCCCGUGUCGGCCGCCGCCGCCUCGCCCUCGUCGCCGCCGGACCGCUCGGCAGCAGCCUACCGCCGCCAGGAGCAGGAUGCCCGGGGUGCCCGUGACGGCCGCGACAGCCGCGACACCCCAGAGUGGCCGCCGGCCGCAUCCCCGGCGACGACACUCGCCGCCGGCCUGCCUGCGUCCGCAGCCUUCCCUGCUCUGGCCCCGGGGUACGCACCGCAGGCCGAGUGCGGCGAGUGCCAGUGGGGCGACGUGGACCUGAGCGGCUACGCGCCGCUCUGCUCGCCGACGCCGCUGCCCGGGGGCGCCACCUACACCAUCCUCACCUCGCUGCCCGUGCCGCCCAUGCUGCCCAUGGCGCCCGCCGCCCCCGCGGACACCGUCGCGUACGAGGACGAGCCGCGGACCCUCCACGAGCUACAGUCGGCGGUAGCCGUACCAAUGAGACCUCACCCGAGCAUUGAGUGCUUCAAGUCGCCUACAUCGGCUGCGCAUGCGCCACUUCACGCCGCUCGCGUCCUGGUGCCGCAGGCUCAGCUGGCCGUCGAGGUGGACUCCACGACGCGCGCCCUGGAGCGGGGACACGAGGCCCAGAUACGCCAGCAGCACAACUCGAGACACUACCGCUCGCAGGAAGAAAUCGAAAGGGCUUACAGGAAGAACGCUUGUGAUCGAGAGCGCUGCCGGAUGGCGGACAUGAACCGCGCGUACGACUUGCUGCGCAUGCGCGUGCCCACGGCCAGGAAGCCCCCCAAGAAGCUGUCCAAGAUCGAGUGCUUGAGGCUCGCGAUCAAGUACAUCCGUGACUUGCGCGAGGAGCUGCGCCACGGCCAGCAGGGGCAGGCGCAGGCCGGCCCCUGGCCCACGGCGCCGUGGGGCGUGCCCGUGAUCGUGGACCAGGGGGGCGCCGGCGCGGACCUGGACCACCCCGCCGACACCAGCGCCACCUGCUACGGCGUGGAGCAGCCCUCGCUCUAUAUGGCCGCCGCCGGCCACUACCCCGCGCAGGGGCUGCUGCUCUGCGCCCCGGGCACACCAGGCGGGGCCGCGCCGGCCGGGGCGGGCGGGCCUUCCCCCGCGCGCUGGAGCUAGCCGAGUGGCGCACUGGGGUUCCUGCUGGGCCGAGGGUUUCACUCGAAAACAAUCAGUGUACACCAAAGUGUAUUGUACACCCUCCAAAACAAUCCAGGAAAAUUCAAUUAGAAAACAGGAAAAUGCAGAAAACUCCGAAAAAAAAAACUAUUAAAAAAAACACACAAAAAAAGGUGUUUGCUUGUAUUUAUAGUGAAAUACUGUACCCCUCGGCCUGGGCAUGGGGCCACGCUACAGCAACAGCCUGUACUAAUGUGCUAGUCAUAGAGUGUCGUGAGGAGUCAAGAAGAAACCUGGAAGCGGCUUGUGCAUUUGGGAAUUUUAAAUUUUAUUGUUGCACUGCUUGUAAUGGGUGUGUUGAUGUAAUUUUUUAGACGUUUUCUUAUUAUAUGACGUAUUUUCUUAAUGGUAAUAGUACACGACCGGCUCAGCAUUCUUAGCUGCGAUGUGACUUAAAGAAAAGGCAUACGCAAUACAUUAAUUUCUUUGAAAAAGAAAAACCAACAAAAGUUUUACUUUGAAUAAAACAUUUUUAAUACUCUACAACUUA